Molecule: messenger RNA, 2724 nt
Organism: Parnassius mnemosyne (clouded apollo)
Lineage: Eukaryota; Metazoa; Arthropoda; Insecta; Lepidoptera; Papilionidae
Source: the annotation of a GenBank genome assembly
AUGAAUCCUCAAACUAAGUCUACAUCCUUAUCGGCGGAUCUAAAUAAUUUCAUAUAUGGAGUUUCUAGAAGAAAUUUCCAAAAUGCACCGGAGUUAACCAAGAUUGGUAUUUCGCUUUUAAAAAACUUCCCUGCUGCUAGAGACGCUGUUUUGGAAUAUUUUGCUAUGGUGUUUCAUGAUGCAGUUAAUGUGUCAAUUAAUCAAGUGGAUUACGAGACUGAUUCAAGUGUCAAUGGAUCUUUAGAGAGUGUAAGCAUGAUUGGACCAGAACUGUGCAAUCUCGGUGAAGCAUGGGCUCCCUUUAUUGCACCAUGGUGUAUCAAUCUGAUUAUGAAUAUAGCAACUGAUAAGGCUAACAUACCAAAUGCUACAUUACAAUCAAUUGAUCCUGUCAGAGUGCUCUUAGAUAUCACAACACAAAACUUAACUUUGUUGAAUUCAGAAGAAAGAGCAAAGUGCAUUGAUAUGAUGUUAGGCUGUAGAGCAUGUUCAUGGGCAGUUGGAUGGGUGGGCAGAGCGGAGCCUGCUUUAGUGGCUCCUAGAGCUUUAGCACUCGGACCUGAUGCAGCCAGGGCUGUGCUGGCGCAUCUUGCAAACCAUCCUCCCGCAUUGUUCCAUGUAAGAGCUGCUCUCGUUGAACUGUUCCAGGAAGCUAUCAAAGUGGACAGUCAAGCUGAUAAAAAACGGGAAGUCAUACCAUAUCUUCUAAAUUUGGCUUCGAAAUCGGAUAUAGUUUUGAAAGCUCUUACACAGGAUAUUGAAAAUACAUUGACGGACGAAGUAAUGGAGCGGCUUUGUGCAAUAUGCGCAGCUCACAGGCACAGCGGAGCAUGGGAGGGAGUGGGUCCUGCUUCGCUUGUGACGUUGCUGUUGCGUUCUGAUAUACACUGUCUCUUCUUGCUACUUAAACACGCGCAGAAAAAUCUGUUUUGCAGGCAGUUGCUUGAAUAUCUUCUGCAAAAGCUCGAGUAUGAGUGCCUGUUCCCUGAUAGAAAUGUUCCUCUGUUGACAAGUGCAGCGGAGGAGAUUGAGAUUGUGAGAGAAAAAUUGCUAACUGGCAAUCAGCUAGAACAAUAUUCUGUAGCAAGGAUACUAAUUUUAGUGUGUUACAAUCUACCUUCAGAAUUUGUUUCCACAAUAAGCUACCUUCUGCAACAUUCCCGCAACGAUACAACUCUUGCUCUUCUCGUACGCAUUAUAUCGGGUACGAUAACGAUGCACACCCCUAAUGACUCGACAGAAAUUAGUACAGAUACGGAAAGAUACCAGAAUUUCAUUAAAACUGGGGUUGAAUACGCAUUGAGGGAGUCAAUGAUGUCCGACACUCAGAUCAAGCGAUGCUUUAUAGAAGGCAGUGUACCAGAGGACGAAAAGACAUACUUGCACUAUUUUUGUUUGAAUAUCAUUACGUUAUUGAGAUGGGAGAGUUCGAACCGAGUUUCACACUUGCGCACUCGGCCAAUCGGUCGCGCGGUGGAAUCGAACCUGCAACGUUUCGGCGCCGCGCUAUACGAGUACGCCUCGCUGCUUCGCAUACGCACGCCGUACACUAUGGCCUCGCUGCCUGAAAUGCCGACAUGCCAUGCACUUGCAGAGGUACUGGACCGGAUAGACAUGUCGGGCACGAAAGCACCGCCCCCAAGUGUGGAGGCGAUAAUAAAGGUCGUGCAAGCUACGGUCAGAUACUUCUUUAGGUGCUUACAUAUACAAGAUAUAUUAGAGAAGAUGCGCGGUGUGCAGAGCGCAUGCCGUGUGCUGCGCAAGCUGUGCGUGCACAGCAAGCUGGCGCGCGGCGCUGCGCUGCGCGAGCUGCUGGAGGCCGCCACGCUGCGCGAGCAGCGCGCGCUCGGCUCCCGCGCGCACGCGCACCCGCGCCACGCCGACCCGCUGCUGCUGCACCUCAACCUGAAGCACGGUCCAAUAACCCAGUUAACACAGAGCCACACGUCGGUGUUCCACGCGGGUAUUAUUGGCAAGGGUGUGCGUAAAGCCAGCAGUCAAGAUGACGGCAACGCAAUACCGCCCAUUUUGACCACCAACAACGAACUGCUCAUGGGCGCUUUGAUGUCGUGUAUGGAUGGGAACAGUGGCAUAGUGGAAGGAGCAACAUCAAUUUCAUUGUUGUUGGUAGAAUUAGUGUCACCUGAUGUAAUGUACAAUGGUUUGCCAUGGCCGGAUGAGGACUUUACUAAAGUGAGCAUCGAGCGCGAGCUGUACAUGCGCGGCGCGCUGGAGCGCAGCGCGGAGUGCCGCGCGGCGCUGCGGCGUGCGGCGCGCGCGCGGCCCGCGCUGUGCCUCGCGUCCGCGCUGCUGCGCGCCGCCGCCGCCACGCUGCUGCACCGCCUACGCGCGCACCUUGAUCGACACACGCAAUCAGCUGAAAUCGCACGCGAAAUGGCUGCAUUAAGUGAACUAUUGACCACAAUGACCCUUGGACAACUGCUGCCACACCCGUUGAGCCACAUGCUUGAGCUAGCACCGGAGUUGACUGCCAGUGAGCUCGUGCAGGUAUUACGGGAUUGCCUAUGGAAUUAUACGAGAGAUCACGUGCCAUCGCCUGCGUUGUUUACAUGUGAUUCUACAGGUCUUCACUGGCGUGACCCUUCUACAUGCAAACCACCGGCCACGUACACGGACACGCUGCGUCUAAUUAUUCAGAAGAGAAUAUCGAAGUUGGGCCACUUAUAUCCCAUUAUGUUUCUGAAUCUUGAAAAAGAAAAUUAA